CCCAGAAGACUCCAGCUCCCGCUCUGAAGCUCACAUACCCACUCUCCAGCAUGAAGGUCUCCGCUGCGCUUCUGUGCCUGCUCCUCGCAGCCGCCGCCUUCAGCUCCCAGGUGCUUGCUCAGCCAGAUGCAGUUAAUUCCCCAGUCACCUGUUGCUAUACAUUCACCAGUAAGAAGAUCUCUGUGCAGAGGCUGGAGAGCUAUACAAGAAUUACCAGCAGCAAGUGUCCCAAAGAGGCUGUGAUCUUCAAGACCAAAGUGGCCAAGGAGAUCUGUGCUGACCCCAAGCAGACAUGGGUCCAGGAGACCAUUGCUGCCUUGGACAAGAAAACCCAAACUCCAAAGCUGUGAACACUCACUCCAGAACCCAAGAAUCUACAGCUAAUUUAUUUUCCUCUGGCCUUCCUUAGAUGCCUUCUGAUAUUAUUUUUUUAUAAUUUCAAAGAGUAUGGACUUUGUUGAUUGGAAACAUGACACCUCAAGUAAUGUUAAUAUUAUUUAAGUUAUUGAUGUUUUAAUUUUAUCUUCCAUGAAUACUAGUGUUAUUUAGACAUGGACACUUUAGCAAAUCUCUUUCCCUCUUCGAGCCCCAGUUCUACCCCUGGGAUGUUAUGAGGGCCCUUGCAAGGACCAUUAAUGCAAAGCACUUCUGUUUUAAUUUCCAAGACAUUUCUUAAAAUAUUAUUGUAGAGAUGCAUUUAUUACAUAACUAUUGAACAAAUAUAUA
This is a messenger RNA of Choloepus didactylus (southern two-toed sloth), 726 nucleotides long. Its product is annotated as C-C motif chemokine 2-like. Gene Ontology annotation, cellular component: extracellular region. The record is from RefSeq and is a predicted model, not a curated record. The coding region runs from base 51 to 350 and encodes 99 amino acids. The transcript has 3 exons. Gene Ontology annotation, biological process: cellular response to type II interferon; inflammatory response; lymphocyte chemotaxis. Gene Ontology annotation, molecular function: CCR chemokine receptor binding; chemokine activity. Lineage: Eukaryota; Metazoa; Chordata; Mammalia; Pilosa; Megalonychidae.